AGGACCGGGAAUCGGAAGUCAGACAAUCGUCGUUGAGGCAGCCGACGCCAUGAGCAAAGAAAAAGCCGAUAAGUCAGCCCCGGUCGUGAACGGCAUGAAGCCGGAAGACGCUGAAAAAGCUCGCCUGAAAGCAGAGCGAAAAGCUGCUUUCGAAGCGAAAAGAGCCGCAGAGCAGGCCGCCGAUAAAGAUGGGGCUGGCAAGGAGAACAAGAAGGAGUUGACGAAAGCUGAGCGGCGCGCCAUACAGGAAGCUCAGAGAGCGAAGAAAGCCCAAGAGAAAAAGGGUCCCGCCGACUCGAAAGACGUCAAGGCAGAAGAGAAACCAGCGGCGAAGUCUGGGUCUACCUCAGAUUCGCCAUCGAAGCCAGAAGAGAGCCCUUUGGGGAAGAAGAAAGAUAUGCCGACCAAGAAAGUGUCUUUCGCCGACAUGAAAUUCGCUGCGAAUCCCUUCGUCAACAUGCACAAGCGACGAGACAACAUCGGCAACUUGUUUAGAAGCGUGGACAGGAGGAAGAAGGACGACGGCGGUGGCGAGAAGAGGCCAUCGGUACAUCCCGCGAUUCUGCAGCUCGGUUUCCAAAUCGCGGACGGCGCUGUUUCUGGAGCCAACGACCGAUGCGUGUAUAUGCUGGAGGCUUUGAAGAAACUCGCGCAGGACUUCGGAUCCACUGAGUCCCCUGAGUUGCACGAUGCUCGGGAACUGUCCCAGGAGUUCUUCUCCAAAAUGGACUUCAAUGUCGCUUUCCUGAAGGAGUGCCGGCCUCUCAGCGUAUCGAUGACCAAUGCUCUCCGACACAUUAAGCUCUCGAUGAGCGAGGACGAGUCGAUGAAGAACGCAAGCCAACUUGCGAGCACCAUUAUCGACAACAUCGAUGGCUUUCUUCAGAACGAGAUCACAUUAGCGAGGCGUGCCAUUGUCGAGAUAGCCAAAUCAAAAAUCCAUGAUGGUGAUGUCGUUCUCACCUAUGCCAGAUCGUCGGUGGUCCUGGAUAUUUUGACUACUUGUCAUGACGAAGGCAAACGAUUCUCGGUCGUGGUGGUGGACUCGAGGCCUGCUCUGAAAGGUCGAGAAACGCUGAAAACUCUGUGCCAGAAAGGGAUCCAUUGCAAAUAUGUCUUCAUCCAUUCGGUGUCCUACAUCAUGAAGGAAGUAACCAAAGUUCUCCUGAGCGCUGACACCCUUUUGGCUAACGGUUACGUGGCUUCGCGCGUAGGCAGCUCGCAGAUUUCCAUGAUCGCCCACAAGAUGAACGUACCUGUCCUGGUCUGCUGUGAAACGUACAAGUUUUCUGAUAAAGUACUUGCGGACUGUUUCGCCGGCAACGAGUUGGGUUCUCAGAGGGAAUUCCUACAGAAUCUCAGCGAAAAGCGGAAACAGCUCUUGUGCACAACUCUGUCGUCGACUGUGAGCCUUGUCGAUUUGACGUAUGACAUCACGCCACCAGAUUUCGUCACGAUGGUCGUUACGGAACGUGGAACUCUACCUUGCACAUCGGUUCCGGUAGUCCUUCGAGUGAGACAGAAUAUAAUCUAGGCAGAGAGAAUAAUGAGUUAACGGACGGCAGAGGCAUCAGCGUCAAUUAGGUAUAUUUGUUCGGUUGCGAAAAAAUUUAGCGAAAAUAUAUUUUCGAGAACAUUGUGUUGAUAACGCGGAGAGCGGCUGUACAGAAAGGUUGAGAGCGCGGGGAAGCGCUCGGGGACCUCCGUUUCACGGAGAACGAGUUGUUCUCUGAAGCUAUCCGGGAGAUCAGCACGCGGGAAUAAAACACUCAUACCCACGAA
Messenger RNA from Galendromus occidentalis (western predatory mite), 1782 nucleotides. It is a transcript of the gene eIF2Bdelta, whose product is annotated as eukaryotic translation initiation factor 2B subunit delta. Bases 50 to 1534 code for a protein of 494 amino acids. The record is from RefSeq and is a predicted model, not a curated record. The transcript has 6 exons. Lineage: Eukaryota; Metazoa; Arthropoda; Arachnida; Mesostigmata; Phytoseiidae.